Molecule: messenger RNA, 846 nt
Organism: Pipistrellus nathusii (Nathusius's pipistrelle)
Lineage: Eukaryota; Metazoa; Chordata; Mammalia; Chiroptera; Vespertilionidae
Source: the annotation of a GenBank genome assembly
AUGGCCACAGAAGCCCCUGUGAACAGAGCCCUCCCUGAAUGCAGCACGGUGGUCAGCACAGAGGCCGAGCGCUUCCUCUGGCAGCCAGACUCGCUGAGCAUGCACGUCAUAAGGCCCAAGUCCGCCAAGGGCCGCACUCGGCCGAGGCUACACCAACCCCAGGACGCGGGGGUGUGCUCUCACCGCAGGCCACUUUCUCCGCCUCCAGUCAUUCCCUGCGAGUCCCCGAGCAGCCAGAAGCCAGGAGCCUGUGCCCCCAGGUCCCCGAACCAGGGUGCUCCCCACGAGGUCCCUGAGCUGCUGCAACAGGUGCCCAUGGGCACUUCCUCCUCCCUCAAUAAGUACCCGGUCCUUCCCUCCAUCAACAGGAAGACCCUGGGGGAGGCGGGCGUGGAAACCAUCGCUCCGAGGGCCAGCUCCCUGCAACUGAGCAGCCUCCAGGCUCUUUACCAGGAGGAGGCCAGCACCACGAAGACCAGCCAAGAAGAUUCCAGAGCUGCAGCUCAGUUCCUGGAGAGGAAGCUCGCCGUCCAAUCCAGGAGACAGAACUCCUCCAGGCCCGUAGACCUGGAGGAGCCAUCCGAUCAAGAGCCAAGGCUGCUGCUUGCCGUCAGGUCCCCGUCGGGCCGAAGGUUCGUUCGCCAUUUCCGGCCCACGGAUGACCUGCAGACCAUCGUGGCCGUGGCUGAGCACAAGAACAAGGCCACCUACCGCCACUGCAGCAUCGAAACGAUGGAGGUGCCCAGGAGGCGUUUCUCCGACCUCACCAAGUCUCUGCAGGAGUGCAGGAUCCCUCACAAGUCGGUGCUGGGCAUCUCGCAGGAAGACGGGGAGCGGAGGGUCUGA